Meriones unguiculatus (Mongolian gerbil) is the source of this 821-nucleotide messenger RNA. RefSeq names its product ribosomal protein S10 (gene Rps10). Gene Ontology annotation, molecular function: structural constituent of ribosome; RNA binding. Lineage: Eukaryota; Metazoa; Chordata; Mammalia; Rodentia; Muridae. The record is from RefSeq and is a predicted model, not a curated record. Bases 283 to 780 code for a protein of 165 amino acids. The transcript has 6 exons. Gene Ontology annotation, cellular component: cytosolic small ribosomal subunit.
GCGGUGAGUUCCUCUGGCUUUCGGGUUCCAUCGGCCGCCAUCGGGGCCGAGGCGCUGCCGUGGCAGGCCUGCGCCCUCGCGGGGAGAGGCGGAGGCCUUUCUCGCCCUUCCCAAGGCUCUUCGCGCCGUAGCCGGAGGGCCGGGGCCGUAGUACUGGGAAUAUGAGGGACGUCGCUGACCGGCGAGGACUGGCGUCCCGGUGGUGGCGGGGGACGGAGGAGCGAAGCUGGAAGGCCACGUGUGGCGGGAAGCACCCGGGCCGGGGCCACGGCGUCCGCUUGCAUGUUGAUGCCCAAGAAGAACCGGAUCGCCAUCUAUGAACUCCUUUUCAAGGAGGGAGUGAUGGUUGCCAAGAAAGAUGUCCAUAUGCCCAAACACCCGGAGCUGGCAGACAAGAAUGUGCCCAACCUUCACGUAAUGAAGGCCAUGCAGUCUCUCAAGUCCCGGGGCUACGUGAAGGAGCAGUUUGCCUGGAGACAUUUCUACUGGUACCUUACGAACGAGGGCAUCCAGUAUCUCCGAGAUUACCUGCACCUACCCCCUGAGAUCGUGCCCGCCACUCUACGCCGCAGCCGUCCUGAGACUGGCAGGCCUCGGCCCAAAGGUCCAGAGGGUGAGAGGCCUGCGAGAUUCACAAGAGGGGAGGCAGACAGGGACACCUACAGAAGGAGCGCUGUGCCCCCUGGUGCUGACAAGAAAGCCGAGGCUGGGGCUGGCUCAGCAACGGAAUUCCAGUUUAGAGGCGGCUUUGGUCGUGGCCGUGGUCAGCCACCUCAGUGAAGAUGGAGAUUGUGUUGUAUUGAAUAAACUUUAAAGACAAA